AUGCGUGUCGAUACCUCUGGCCGCAUUGUGAAGGUCCGCAAAUUUAAAAAGGGCACGCCGCAUCAGAAGAACCACCGAUGGGAGUCCUUUACUUCGAAAGUCUCCAAAUUAAGCUCCCUCGACCCCAUCCGACGGGUGCGCCGCCACGAUCUCGACACCGAAGACCUCUCUACGACAACGUCAUAUUUCAAGGCGGGCUUAGAAAAAUGGCAGGACCUCAAUAUGUCAGAGGCAUUUGUGGCCUUCGCCCAAGAAGUUCUGCCAAUGUGCGACAGUUUACCACAAAUAUUGCAUUUCGAGGACAAGGUUAUGGAAAUCUUGGUCAGAUAUCUGGAAAGGCGAGAGAGGGAGUCGAUUGAGCCUUUACUGGAAUUGGUGACAGAUUUUGCGCAUGAUUUGGGAGUGCGAUUCGAAAAGCACUAUGCGAAAGUGCUGGAACUGGUAACAUCUAUUGCUGGGACCCCCCAGGAUGUCGAAGUUAUUGAGUGGAGCUUUACAUGUUUGGCAUUUAUGUUCAAAUAUUUGUCCAAACUUGUAGUGCCAGAUCUUCGACCUACCUACGAUUUGAUGGCUCCCCUUCUUGGGAAACAUCGCCAACCGCCGCAUAUUGCCCGGUUCGGGGCUGAGGCUCUGAGCUUCCUUAUCAAGAAGGCGGGGACCCCAGGGCAUAGGGAGAAGGCUCUCCCGUUGAUUGUGCACCACGCCAAAGCCGACCUUCAGAAUACUUGGGGAACUAAGCAGUUUGGUCUCUACUAUCAUGGCCAGAUGACAUUAUUCGCCGAGGCAAUUAAAGGGAAUGGGUUGAGUGUCCAUACCUCGGGACCGCCAAUUUUUCAAUGCCUCAUCUCUGCCUUAGAUGAUAAAGACUGGGACUUAAAAGAACCAUCUCCAUGGAUUAAUCUUGUGUCGGGCGUGCUGACGAGCAUACUCCAUCAUACCAACGCUGAGGCGUUCAAGGAUAUAUUGGAGAUAGUCAUAGAGAACGCAAAUGCGGCUCUGGAUGUGUUCCAGGAGUCCAGCAACAGGAAUGAACUUUGUCGACUUAUUUUCUCCGCCCGAAUGAUUGGCAUUGCGUGCGGUGUAAGGAAAGGAAGCCGCAUCGGAGACUGGCAAGAUCUUCUCAAAACCACAUCCAACAUUCUACGGUCAAUCUCGAAAAGCGCGAGUAUUGUGACAGAUUUUGACCCUGAAGAAUCUAUCUGGAAUUUUGUCCUCCACAGCGUCUCAAUUAUCCUACAAUACUCCCCAAUGGACGCACUCAUUCCGUUCAUCUCACCAUUCCUCGACUCGUUAACAAAAGAUCCACUAGCGAGAUGGUUUUUGACAUUCUCGUCUUAUAUCUCGGAAGCCGACCCAGAACGCUUCCGCAGUUUAGUUUUACCAUACUUUCAAAGAUUUGUAAUUGCCCACUGGUCUGAUGCUGAAAACGGCGAUACGCUCUCUGUACUAUUGCCGAAAAUGGUGUCAGCUGGCGUUCUACCGCAUCGUCACGGCAAAGAAGGUUUUACUUUACCUCAGUCAUGGCAGGACCAGAUAGUAAGCAAAUUUGAGAGGCUGGAGGUUUCGCCUUUCCCAGAGCAAGCAUCCUCAGCAGCACACGAUCGAAGCCCCAAUACUUGGCAUGAUCGAUGCCUGCCAAAGUACAAUGCACUUUUAGAAGUUUUGGGAUGCACAGUUGUACACCCAUCUACAAAUGCUAGGAUCUCGGAGAUUCUUCUCAGGAAGCUGAAACUCGCACUACGGCCAUCUUCUUCUCUUGCACCAGAAGAAGCAAAUUUCAUAGUUGGUCGUGGAUUCAGUGCCUUUUCAAGGAUGAGCAAAGGUGCUGGGGUAGUUGAUAGAGCACUUGAGCCUUUGCUCCGCGCUGCUGCUCCCAGAUACACCCGCUUGCCCCAUUUCUUAGAGGCUAUGCUUGACUAUGAAACAAGCCUUAAAGUGCCGCCAAAGGCAAAGGCUGUACCAGCAACCGAUGAUAUGGACAUCGCAUCUGAGGAGGACCUUCUAACUGCUUCACUGAUUGCAAACCUUUCUACAGACUCCCAUGAGCUUAGACUUCUAUCUCUACGCCUUCUAGAUCAUAUCCACACUACAGAUCAAGGCUCAACCUCCGAAGUCCUGUCCAUCAUGAUUAUGGUGGAACAGACACCCAUUGACUUACAAACUGCCCGCUCUGCAUCAAUGCAUAUCCGAAAACUAGCAACUUUAUAUCCUCACCAAUCAUCGCCAUGGCUUAAGCAAGCAAUCCCAUCAUUUUGUUUUGGGAUGCUUACUGUUAAAUAUGCCCAGAUAUGGGAAGACGCAUGCCUUGCACUAAAACAAAUCGCGGAAGCCAAAGAAGGCGAACAAGCUGUUGCUGACCUAGCUUUCGUGUGGCUAGAAUCGCCUUCCAUGAUAUGGGACGGACAUUCUGUGAAGGUCGAACACCCGCACAACAACCGCUUGACGGAUUUUGAAUGUUCGAAUCUCAUGAAGUUAGAUGAGCUCGCCAAGGUUUCUGUAUCAGAAGUUGUGAAGGCUCGCGAUACGAUGCUGCAGAGGUUUGAAGAUGCUCAGCAGUUGGUUGAAUCGCAACCACCUACCGCUAGAUCACAGGCCCUUCGAAUUUUCGCAGUUGCGCCAACCAUUGCCCAAAAACGCUCGCGUUUGUUUGUCCCGAUGUUUCUCUCGUGGGCUUGCAAGCAGGGAGACGAAAAUGAGCAAAUCGCCGAGGUUACUGAGACCAUCCCGAGUGGAUGGACAAGAAAAGAUCAGAAAGCCCAGCUCGAUAUGUUCAGUAAAUUUACAAAUCCGAAGUCGCUGUUUAGGACUGAAGACGUGAAGAACGCUCUCUUGCAGCUACUUGGGAACGGUGAUAUCGAAAUCCAAAAGUCUGCCCUCAAGGCUCUUUUCACGUGGAAGCAUCCCAGCAUCCGACCAUAUGAAGAGAAUCUUCUUAACCUUUUGGACGAAGCACGAUUCAAGGACGAGAUCUCUAUUCUCCUCCAGGGCGAGACUUUGGUUCAGCCAGAUCACCGGGAGCACCUUUCUCCAGUCCUCCUCAGACUCCUUUAUGGACGGUCAAUCUCACGGAAGGGUGCGGCGAGUGGGAAGCAGGGAAUGGAGGCCCGGCGACUAACUGUAUUACGGAGUUUAAGUACUGAAGAUGCCGAAAGUUUCUUGGAUAUUGCUCUUGGACAGCUUAAGGAUCUCAAGUUGUUGGUGAAUGGCACCGUUGACGAUGCUUCAUUCGAACAUGGUCUGUUGACCAUUCGAAAACAAGUUGGUGUCACAAAUAUGCUCGAAGCAAUUAUUAAAGAGCUUGGAACCAAAGUAGCCCCUUUCGCGACGAAAUUGGUGCAGGCGGCCCUCUAUUGCAUAAUUUACACGUCGCGCCAAUUACGAGAUGAUUCUGACGAAGAUGCAUCCCCAGACGAUACCACCAGCCAAACUUCUUUGCUGAAGAACGUUCGCCAGACUGGUUUGAAAUGCCUCGUACUCUUGUUCUCGAACGCUACGGAUUUCGACUGGACUCCAUAUAUGGCAGCUAUUGUUAAGGAUAUCAUACUUCCAAGGCUGGAGAAGUUGCCAAUUGAAACAGCUCAAAGCAUCUCCAUCCUUCUUCGACUCUUGUCGACUUGGUCUACCUCCCCACAAACUGUGAUGUUGCUUACGAGCAACUCCCAGAUUAUGUCGAAAGUCGCUGACUGUCUAUCACCCCCGAAAUCAAAGGAUGAAGUGAAGCUCUUUGUGUUGAACAUCAUCAGCAACAUUGUCGGCCACUGCCAGGGAGCUGAAGAUGAUGCUCUUCAAUCGCAGGUUAAGUCGGAACUUCUCGCACCCAAUAUGGACUACUUCUUAACUCAAAUUGGUGGGAUACUCCGUGCCCAACAAGAUAUCAGCAAGGAUCUGCUUGAGGCUUGUGUGCAAGUUGUCUCUGAGCUUGCACCGUUUGUAUCCACUUCGACCCAAGCUCACAACUUGGUUGAUGUCUCGGUCUUCUUGCUCGAUCAGCCCUCAAGACGUGUUAGUCCCAAGACCAAGGGAGGGCUUUUAUUAGUACUAGAGCACUUCGUCCCGCUGUACGAUCUCCAAAAUGACGCUGAGCUGAAGGACAAAGUUUACAGCACAGUGACCUCACUCUUUGGGUAUUUCAAGGACAAGGAUAGUCGAGAAGUGUUAUCUCGGGUCUUGAUGGUGUACGCUGAGAAGGAUCCCGUUCUUGGAGAAGUUGCCGCGAUAUGUGUCGAUCUCAACUCUUUCGCCCAAGGCCGCCUUGAUGAGCCCGAUUAUGAUCGCCGCCUCAAAGGCUUCAACGUCGUUAAUAACCCGAGAGAGACGCCAUUCACUUCACGCCAAUGGACCCCCUUGCUCUACAACCUGCUCUAUUAUAUUAGGCACGAUGAGGAGUUUGCGAUCCUUUCUUCGAAUUCUUCCGAUGGACUUUGUCAAUUUAUCGACUCCGCAGAGAAAGCGUCGGACGAAUCGAAGCAAGCUGAUUUCAGAGCAUUGGUUUCAACAGUCCUCAUACCCGCUAUAUUCAUGGGUGCUCGAGAGCCGUCCGAGGUUAUUCGACGAGAGUACAUGAAAGUUAUGGCUCAUCUUGUUCGAACCUUCCCAUUGUGGCAGGAAGUUAGUGAUAUGCACAGUCUUCUUGCUGGUGAUGACGAGGUAGAAUCGUCGUUCUUCAACAACAUCCUGACAGCUGGGAAAGGUCGACAGUCCAGUGCCCUUGGGCUCCUGGAAGCUGCAGCAACGAGAGGAGAACUUAGCGGAAAGAAUGUUAGCCACUUCUUCAUUCCACUCAUUGAGCACUUCAUCCUCGACCGCGCAGAGGGCAACGAAGCCCAUAGUCUGGCCGCCGAGGCUACAACUACUAUCGGGAUAUUGUCUAGAUCCCUUGAAUGGCCUCAGUAUCGAGCCAUGCUCAGAAGAUUCAUUGGAUAUGUCCGAGCCAAGCCGGAACUAGAAAAACAAAUCAUUCGGCUCCUUGGGAAAGUGAUUGAUGCCCUUUCCUUGGCUGCACAGGAAACCCAAGAGGAAAAGCGAAGUACAUUGGCGGUAACCAUGCCAAAACAAGUUAAGCUUGCCGAUGACCUCAGCUCGAAUAUUUUGCCAUCUCUGACUGCGUAUCUUCAUGAUAAAGACGAGUCCACUGUCAGUCUUCGGGUUCCCGUUGCUGUGAUUAUUGUUCGCCUCUUGAAGCUUCUACCGCAGGAGCAGUUGAACGAAAGGCUCCCAGCCGUUCUCACGGACGUCUGUCAUAUCCUCCGGAGCAAAUCCCAAGAGGCACGCGACAUGACUCGAGACACUUUGACAAAGAUAUGUGUUCUACUCGGUCCAUCGUGCUUCGGAUUUGUCCUCAAGGAAUUACGUGGCGCUUUAGCAAGGGGAUAUCAACUCCAUGUCCUCUCCUACACAAUGCACACGAUCCUGGUUGCUACAACACCGGAGUAUGCUCCUGGUGAUCUGGAUUAUUGUUUACCCACCAUUGUCGCAAUCAUUAUGGAUGAUAUAUUUGGAGCCACUGGCCAGGAAAAAGACGCGGAGGAGUAUACGAGCAAAAUGAAGGAGGUCAAAAGCAGCAAAAGCCAUGAUUCCAUGGAGCUGAUCGCUAAAACAUCUACCCUGAGUCGCUUGACGGACAUAAUCAGACCGAUUCAAGGAUUGCUUAAAGAGAAGGUCAACUUGAAAAUGGUCCGUAAGAUCGACGAACUGCUUAAUAGGAUCAGCAAUGGAUUGCUGAGGAACCCGGCUGCUCAAAGCAGAGACAGCCUUAUAUUCUGCUACGAAGUUAUUCAAGACGUCUACAAUACUGCGAAGCCAGAGGCAAAGGCUAAAGGAGAUCCUAGGCUCAAGCGAUAUUUAAUACAAAGAGGGGCGAAGAAGAGCGGGGAAGGUCGGAGCAGCAUGACAGUUUAUACAUAUAAACUAAUUCGUUUUGCUUUCGAUGUCCUGCGCUCGGUCCUCAAAAAGUACGAUGAUCUUCGAACACCCGGCAAUCUGGCCGGUUUCAUUCCUAUACUUGGCGACGCGGUUACCCAAGGGGAAGAGGAAGUUAGAAUUUCGGCUUUUCGACUUCUUGCUACGAUCGCAAGAGUCCCAUUCAAGCCGGUCAUUGAUGGUACGAAUCUAUAUCGGGUCGCUGCUGUUGAGGCAACCAAGAGCCUCUCAGAGUCUUCAACGACUACUUCAGACAUUGCGCAAGCCUCUCUCAAGAUCAUAUCUGUUAUACUGCGCGAUCGCCCAGAUGUGCCUAUCAAGGAAACAUCCAUUGAUAAGCUACUGGCCAGACUCAAAGAUGACAUGACUGAACCAGAACGACGCCAUGUUACCUUCAACUUUCUAAGAGCAAUUAUGAACUCCAAGGUUCAGACUGCAGUUGUUUAUGACACGCUUGAUUACGUUGGCACAGUCAUGGUUACAAACGAUGAUGAAGGUACGAGGGACUUGGCGCGAGGAGCAUACUUCCAAUUCUUGCGGGAAUAUCCACAGAAAAAGAAUCGCUGGACUAAGCAACUUGGCUUCAUUGUAGCCAAUCUCAAGUACGAAAGGGAAGGUGGCAGACUAUCCAUCCUUGAAGUCAUUCAUCUCUUGCUCUCCAAGUCUUCGCAAGAUUUUGUUCAGGAAGUCUCAGCCACUUGCUUCGUUCCAUUGAUCUUUGUUCUAGCCAAUGAUGACAGUGAGAAAUGCCGCAUGGCGGGUGGAGAAAUCAUCAAGGAGAUCUUCAAGAAGGCGGAUGAAGAACGUAUGUCCUCGUUCCUUGCACUUCUGCGAUCAUGGAUCAAGCAAAACGAGAAUCCAUCAGUAGUGCGACUAGCUUUGCAAACAUACGGGUUUUACUUUGAAUCGGAAGCUAGUACAGAUGGCGAUAUUCCGAUGCUCCAAGACUGCAUUCUCGAGAUCUUGGAGCUCGCCGAGAAUUCGAGCUCGGAUUGGGAGCAGAUUUAUGCCGCCUUGCAACUAGCCAUUGUCCUCGUGCAGAAGUUUCCCGGCACGCUCCUGGCUUCCAAAUCGAAACCGCUAUGGUCUGAAGUACGGUCAUGUCUGUCAUUUCCCCAUGCCUGGGUCAAAUUAUCCGCCGCAAAACUCACCAGCAUCUAUUUCGCCGAUUUCGCUCGAAAUAACGCGGAGUCAGGAGUUGAGGGGUUACCGCUGAGAGGGUCCGGAGGGUUGAAGCUCGAUAGUGAAGAUAUCAAAGAUUUCACCAGACGCACAGCACACAUGUUCAAGACACCAGGCCUCACAUCCCUUUUGGCUGACGAAAUAGUGAAGAACCUUAUCUUCCUAGCUCGUUGUGCUACAGCCAAUGAUAUCAAAUGGACACCUGCACAGGACACCAAAGCUGACGAUGAAGAAGAGGCUGAUGAAGAGAUGGCGGAGGAAUCGCUAGAGGAGAUGACAUUGCUUCAGAAUCUCUGCGGAAGAUUAAGUUUCGUCCUCCGCAAGGAGACAUCGCCACCACGUGCUCCGGCACUCGUGCCCAAGACUUCGGCGCUCCAACUCUUGCAACAUCUCACUUCCAAGCUGCCUUCCGAAUCUCUCAUCCCAUGUCUCCAAUCUAUACUUCUCCCACUACACAACCUCACCGACCCCUCAAUCGCCGCACCCUAUUCAACAGACGAGCUGUUCAAGUCUGGGUACGAGGAACUGAGAAGCAUGAGUGAGGAAAUCAUGGAGGGUUUGAAGAGGAAAGUGGGGACGAAGGAGUAUACCGAGGCGUUAUUGAGGGUGAGAGAGGGUGUUCGGGAGAGACGAGAGGCAAGAAGGGGGAAGAGGCGGAGAGAUAUUGUCAGUGCCCCAGAGAGGUCUGGGGAGGUUAAGAGGAAGAAAGUUGAGAGGAAAAAGGAGCGCAGAAAGGAGAAGGGACUAGAGCAUAGUAAGCGAAGGAGCGAGUAUUAA
Venustampulla echinocandica is the source of this 7878-nucleotide messenger RNA. RefSeq names its product ARM repeat-containing protein. The record is from RefSeq and is a predicted model, not a curated record. The transcript has 2 exons. NCBI's taxonomy places the organism in Eukaryota, Fungi, Ascomycota, Leotiomycetes, Helotiales, Pleuroascaceae. Gene Ontology annotation, cellular component: 90S preribosome; nucleolus; small-subunit processome. The coding region runs from base 1 to 7878 and encodes 2625 amino acids.